AUGUUACGAAACACACUAUCAAUCCAAAUACUGGCCUUGCUCUUCACAACGGCCCUGGCUCUCCCACAAGGUACCGGAACGCCUCUUGCACCAAGCAAUACAUCGACUCUAGGAGCAGCAACGAGUUCCGAGCCCACCAUCGUCUCCGAUCCAACCCUCCCAGGCCACACCAUCUACCGCCCCUUCGACAUGACCAACUACAACACCCUCCCCGUCAUCGUCUGGGGCAACGGCGCCUGCUCCGCCGACUCCGACACCCACCGCACCUUCCAUCGCCGCCUGGGGAAACAUCGCAGCACAGCCCCGGAAAUGAUGACCGAGUUGAUCGACUGGGCUCAGGGGAACGCGGGCAGAGGCGAAUAUGUCAAGAUGAACGCCAGCAAGAUCGCCGCGGCGGGGAUGAGCUGUGGUGGUCUUGAGGCUUAUGAGCAGGCUCAAGACGAGCGGGUGAGCGCUAUUGGGACUUUUAACUCUGGGCAGUUCACGGAACAGGGGACGCAAGAGGUUGUGUCGAAGGUGAUGAAGCCCAUCUUUUUCUUCCUUGGUGGGCCGUCUGAUAUUGCUUAUGAGAAUGGUAUGCGCGACUUCGAUGCCGUUCCGGAAGGCGUCCCUACCUGGGUGGGAAACGUCGACACAGGUCACUUGGGCACUUACUCAGAGCCAAAGGGAGGCGUGUACGGUGCUGCUGCAUAA
Molecule: messenger RNA, 693 nt
Organism: Zasmidium cellare ATCC 36951
Lineage: Eukaryota; Fungi; Ascomycota; Dothideomycetes; Mycosphaerellales; Mycosphaerellaceae
Exons: 4
Coding region: 1-693 (230 amino acids)
Source: RefSeq, a predicted model, not a curated record